Molecule: messenger RNA, 680 nt
Organism: Microplitis mediator
Lineage: Eukaryota; Metazoa; Arthropoda; Insecta; Hymenoptera; Braconidae
Product: bolA-like protein DDB_G0274169
Exons: 4
Coding region: 126-524 (132 amino acids)
Cellular component (GO): mitochondrion
Source: RefSeq, a predicted model, not a curated record
AGUAUUAUUGAAAAAAAAAUAUACACAUAUACUCAUUUGUUGACAAUCAGCUGAUUGUUGCGUUUUUCAACUAUAAUUUUAUAAAUAAAAAUACAAUUAAUAUAUUAGUAAUUUCGUAAAACCAAAUGAUUAAAAGGGUUUACUUACGAAACAAAAAUUUAUGUAGCAUUUAUCAGCAAAUAAAAAGAAACAUGAGUUUAUUGGGUGACAAACCAAUAGAAAGUUCUAUCAGAACUAAAUUGGAAAAAGGAUUAGAGCCAUCGUAUUUAGAAAUUUUAAAUGAGUCUCAUAUGCAUAAUGUACCUAAAGGUUCAGAGACUCAUUUUAAAGUUUUAGUAGUUUCAGAUAAAUUUCAAAAUGAACCUCUGAUUAAGCGUCAUCGAAUGGUCAAUGAAUUGUUAGAAACUGAAUUAAAAACCGGCGUCCAUGCGUUGUCGAUUGUCGCGAAAACUCCAGCUCAAUGGGAAGAAAGUAUUAAAACUGUUUCACCUAGUCCAACAUGUAGAGGAGGAUUUGGAAAAUAAUCAUCAAAUACAUAGGAAAAUUUUUUAACUUCGACUGUUGUACAUACGCCUACUAUAGUUUUCACUAUAAAAUUUAUUCUAGCUCAAUGUAAUUCAUGAUUUUUUGAUGGACUGUAAGGAAUAUUCUAUAAAAAAAUAUAUAAAUUAUGCCAAUAA